AUGGUGAAGGUCCUCUGCGUGCUCUACGAAGAUCCCGCGGGCGGCUAUCCGACCACCUACUCUCGCGACGACAUCCCCAUGAUCAAGACGUAUCCAGGUGGUCAGAGCGCGCCGACGCCCUCUGCUGUGGACUUCACUCCUGGGCAGCUUCUAGGAUCAGUCUCGGGCGGCCUGGGUUUGGGCGAAUUUCUGGCAGCAGCCGGGCACCAGUUUGUCGUCACGUCCUCCAAAGACGGGCCCGACUCGGUCUUUGAGAAGGAGCUUCCAGACGCAGAUGUGGUAAUCUCGCAGCCUUUCUGGCCGGCUUACAUGAGUGCCGAGCGCUUUGAGAAGGCGAAGAAGUUGAAGCUGUGCAUCACUGCUGGCAUUGGCUCGGACCACGUUGACUUGGCGGCAGCCUGCCGCCACGGCGUCACUGUGGCCGAGGUGACUUUCUGCAACUCCAUCUCGGUGGCAGAGCAUGUGGUGAUGCUCAUCCUCAACCUGGUCCGAAACUUCGUGCCCUCGCACGCCAUCGCGGAGGCUGGUGGCUGGCACAUCGCCGACUGCGUCGCCAAAGCCUACGACGUGGAAGGCAUGCACGUCGGGACAGUGGCCGCUGGUCGGAUCGGCUUGGCAGUUCUGCGGAGGCUCAAGGCUUUCGACACAGUCCUCCACUACUACGACAAGCAUCGGCUGCCCGAAAGCGUCGAGAGGGAGCUCAACCUGACUUACCACGACUCCGUGCAGUCGCUUGUGAAGGCGUGUGACGUCGUGACCAUCAACUGCCCUCUUCAUCCAGAAACGGAGCACCUCUCAACGAGGAGAUGA
Messenger RNA from Symbiodinium natans, 810 nucleotides. Lineage: Eukaryota; Dinophyceae; Suessiales; Symbiodiniaceae. The record is from the annotation of a GenBank genome assembly.